CCCCCCGCUGCACUCACUUCUAUUGCUGUCAGAGGAGACGCAGCUCCACUCAGUACAGCCAAGUCCAUGGAGUCUGGGGGGGAGACGAGCCCACCCAGCAGGGCAGGCUCACGUUGGUCACUCACUGUGGCCCCCAUUCUACUGAUCGUCCUGCUGUCCUGCUGCCUCAUCCUGCAGUCUGUGACUCUGCUCCUCCGAGGGACAGGAGCCAAUCAGCCAAUCAGUGGAGGGGGAACAACACGCUCGGCAGGUACGGGGGGGCCCUGCCCCGAGCCCUGGAUACUGAUGCACAAUAAAUGCUAUUUCUUCUCUGAAGUCACGAUGAGCCGGGAGGACAGUGAGAGAAACUGCACCUCUGGGGGCUCCACCCUGGCACAGGUGCCAACGGGAAAGGGCACGUUGCAGAGGUUAAUAAGGAUCACAGGGCAGGAAUUCUGGGUCGGAAUAAAGGACGUCGGAUCCCACUAUAGUACCGGCAUAUGGAAGGGAAGAUGGGACGACGGCAGAGAAGAAACUCUCCCUACUGGAACUGGUACCUGUGCCAAGAUGGGGGGCACCCUGAUACUGGAGAAUUGUUACACCCCCCUGCGCUGGAUCUGUGAGAGACACGCCCCCUGAGUGGGAGGAGCCAGACAUGUAUCCCUUGGUUACUGUGCAGGGAGUCGUGUCUGGGCCAAUGAACUGCCAGAUUAUUCCUGUACUGUGUGUGUGGGGGGGCCAAGGACUCCGUUAAUUAGAUGUAUAGAAUCAGUUAACAUGUGCUACACAGUGCAAAUAGCUUCUUGCAGCCCCAGGUGCCCGCUGUGCCCACUGCCCGGGCAAAUAAGUACAAAAAUGAAAGAGACCAGUCAAUUACUUAAUAUUCUAAAAGACUGUAAAGUUACAGCUCAAACACCGCUAACUAGUCCACAUGUUAGUAGCCUCUAUACACCUACAGCAGCUUAGGGGGCAGUGGAAGGAUGGUUGCGGGCAGCCUCCCACUACACUGGGAAAGAGAAGGCAUUUUUAUGAAUUUAUUGGAGAUUGUACUGUGUGACAGUUACUGUAUAUACUCGAGUAUAAGCCUAGUUAUUCAGCACCCAAAAUGUGCUCAAAAAG
Xenopus tropicalis (tropical clawed frog) is the source of this 1098-nucleotide messenger RNA. Its product is annotated as C-type lectin domain family 2 member L-like. Lineage: Eukaryota; Metazoa; Chordata; Amphibia; Anura; Pipidae. The record is from RefSeq and is a predicted model, not a curated record. The transcript is spliced from 6 exons. Gene Ontology annotation, cellular component: plasma membrane. Gene Ontology annotation, molecular function: carbohydrate binding; transmembrane signaling receptor activity. Bases 67 to 618 code for a protein of 183 amino acids.